UACGUUGUUACUCCUGUUGAAUAAAUAUCCCAUUUACCUGCUCGAUAUUUUAGACUUUGCCACUAGACUGAGAACACUCCAUCUCUGCUACCUGUGGACUCAGGUUAUGAACAACACCAUGGACAGGAAGAUUAUACUGGCCAUUUUGUGUCUGAUUGCCCUAAGUGCAGCUCAGGUGGGCUCUGCAGCGGACCCGACUUCACCCGCAAGCACAGCUGACCCCACAAUGGACGUGACUUCACCCGCAAUCACAGAUGAUACUAAGCCCCCGAACACAGCUGGCACAACUGCAACAAAUGCACCAGUAACUGAAGUUUUCACGUUGAUCUUCCGCAUCAAGGAAACCUUUGUUCCAGCACUGGCUAACCCAAAUUCUAAACAAUUUAAAGACAAAGCUGAAAAAGUCACUCGUGAGAUUGAACCAUUGUACAAGAAAGCCUUCAAAAACUUCCAUCUCAUGCAAAUCUUCCAGUUCAGGAAUGGUUCUAUUGUGACACACAGCCUCAUGUCUUUCCUUUCUGGUGCUAACGUGACUGACACCAAAGUGAAAGACGUCCUUGCAAAAGGAGUUAACAGCUUGACCUUUCCUGUUGAGCCAAACUCCAUCAAUGUCACCCUUGUUAUUAGUAAUUCCAUGCCACCAGUGAUUGCCAGCUCACUUUCCAUGAUAUGGAUGUCUCUUCUACCACUUCUACUUUCAGCAGCAUUGCACUGUUAGCUCUAAGCCUGAUCAGAAAACACACACAAUAACUUAACAACGCUAUUUAACAUUUCAACCUAUUCUACUGUUGUAAAUGCACACAGACAGCUCCUUUUGUCACCACAAACAGUAACAUGUAUGUUUGCUUUUUACUGAUUAAUAUUUAAUUCAUAAGCUAAAUGGAAUCGGGUGUUUUUAUAAACAAUAUCUGCUUUCAUAAGAAAAACAAAUAUUUUAAAUGAUGAAACUGAGGAUUUAAUGAUGGUGGUGACAUACCUGAACAUUUCUCCACUUCUAAACAGUCCUAUUGAUUGCUGUCUUUCAUUCAUGGGCGUAAAAAUGCGUAUGGACGCGUCCAUACCAAUAUUCAGCUGAGUUUAAAAUGUCCAUACCAUUUUUGAAUGGAGAAGCCGCGAUGCGGGAAACGCUGAAUAAAACCACCAAACGCGGUAUCGCUUCCAGCUGAUUUUCAGUUGUGAACAGACCUCUCAAAGACGGCUGACUAUUGGUGGGGACAGCAGGUAAAAAAGGUUUAUGAAGCUUUGAUUGGCCCACCUCCCGUUGCCUUGACGUUGCUAUGGUUUUUGAUUGGCCCACCUCCCGUUGCCUUGACGUUGCUAUGGUUUUUGAUUGGCCCUCCUCCCGUUGUCUUGACGUUGCUAUGGUUUUUGAUUGGCCCACCUCCCGUUGCCUUGACGUUGCUAUGGUUUUUGAUUGGCCCUCCUCCCGUUGCCUUGACGUUGCUAUGGUUUUUGAUUGGCCCACCUCCCGUUGCCUUGACGUUGCUAUGGUUUUUGAUUGGCCCUCCUCCCGUUGCCUUGACGUUGCUAUGGUUUUUGAUUGGCCCACCUCCCGUUGCCUUGACGUUGCUAUGGUUUUUUGUUGUCAUUGGCUGUAAGCAGUAGCAAGCGGUAAAAUCAGCAUCCAGCUCGCUGAUACAGCAAAACAGCACACAGGCAGUGAUGUCGGGCAAUAAAAGAAAACGUAAGGCGGACAUAAUAUGACAUUUUUGUCAUAUGAUCCUGUAACAGCAAGGAGUUUCUGUUUGCAAUCUCUGUCUGUCUGUCUCUCUCUCUCACACACACACUAAUAAAUGCUUGUAGGUGAUGCUAAAUGUUUACUUAUAUUUACUGUAACAGCAAGGAGUUUCUGUUUGCAAUCUCUCUCUCUCUCUCUCUCUCU
This is a messenger RNA of Neoarius graeffei (lesser salmon catfish), 1882 nucleotides long. RefSeq lists its product as uncharacterized. The transcript has 6 exons. The record is from RefSeq and is a predicted model, not a curated record. The coding region runs from base 107 to 718 and encodes 203 amino acids. NCBI's taxonomy places the organism in Eukaryota, Metazoa, Chordata, Actinopteri, Siluriformes, Ariidae.